UCUCGCCUGUCAGUGCUAGGGUUCUUCAUUCUUUCUUUCCCGGGAGGAAGAAGCUCUGGCUAGGUUCUCGAUAAUCUCUCUCAUUCCCUUUCACGGCAUCGGCUCUUGUUCGCCCAGCGCCACUCUCUCUUAAUCUCUCUCGCUCGCAAUGCUGGUGUUGCGCUGCAUCGAUCGACGGGAGCAUUCCAUUCGACAUUUCUCCUGCCAGGGAUGACAACGUGAGCUUCGAUCGGCGAUUACGCGGUAGGCAGAGGCAGCGGGGCGGCAUGGCUGCUCCGAAAGAGGAUCAUCAGCAUCCCGUGCAAGAUCAGCUGCCAGACAUCGAUUACUGCCCCAACGAUAGCCCCAGUAUCGCUGAGGCGAUCCUCUUGGGAUUCCAGCACUAUGUCGUGAUGAUCGGCACUACUGUGCUCAUCCCUAGCAUGUUUGUUUUUGAAAUGGGGGGAAACACGGAGGAGCUCAUUCGAGUGAUCCAGACGCUUCUCUUUGUCAAUGGGCUCAUGACUCUUGUCCAGAGUUUUUUUGGUACCAGGCUGCCAGUUGUGAUGAAUGCAUCCUUCUCGUAUGUUAUUCCAAUCUGGAGGAUUGUGAAUUCGCCGAAGUAUCGCUCUAUAUUUGAUGAUCAUGAGAGAUUCUACCAUACCAUGCGAGCCAUUCAAGGGGCAUUGACUUGUGCGUCGAGCAUACAGAUUAUACUUGGCUUUAGUGGGCUCUGGGGAAUUUUGCUCCACUAUAUUUCUCCGCUCUCUAUUGCUCCAGUGAUUGCUCUGGUUGGUCUUGGAUUAUUUGAGUAUGGAUUUCCUGCGGUAGCUAAAUGCAUUGAAAUUGGACUGCCAGAACUUCUUCUUCUUAUAGUUCUCUCACAGUUUUUGCGGAAAAUGAAUUCCAAGAAGAAGCUGCCAGUCUUAGAACGCUUCCCUGUGCUUCUGAGUGGAGUUAUCAUCUGGGCUUAUGCACACCUGCUCACUGUAAGCGGUGCGUACAGACAUGCAACGGAACUUGGAAAGGAUCACUGUCGAACAGACCGAGCACACUUUGUAAAAUCAGCGCCUUGGGUGCGAAUCCCGUAUCCACUGGAGUGGGAUGCUCCAACAUUUGAUGCCGGCGAUGCCUUUGCGUUCCUUGCAGCAGCGUUUGUUUCACAACUGGAGUCAACAGCCACGAUAUAUGGUGUUUCACGGCUCGCCAAUGCGACUCCUCCACCGCCAUUUAUUGUUGGAAGAAGUAUCGGCUGGCAAGGUAUCGGGUUGAUGUUGAAUGGCUUGUUUGGAACAAUCACCGGAUCUGCUGUUUCAGUCGAAAACGCUGGGCUUGUUGGUCUCACAAGAGUUGGUAGCAGACUUACUGUGCAAAUUGCAGCGUUAUUUAUGAUAGUUCUCUCGAUCUUUGGCAAAUUUGGUGCGAUUGUUGCCUCCAUACCUCAGCCCAUCGUUGCUGCAAUUAACUCUGUUCUCUACGCCAUCUUAGCUGCUGUUGGUCUCUCGUACCUCCAGUUCACAAAUCUUAACAUUCUUCGCAACUUAUUUAUCCUGGGCUUUACGUUGUUCAUGGGAUUUUCGAUUCCUCAGUACUUUUACCAGUUCGCAAUUGCCAGUGGCCAUGGACCUGUACAUACGAGAGCAGGCUGGUUCAAUGACAUGCUCAACACAAUCUUCUCCUCCCAAGCAACAGUGGGCUUCAUUCUUGCCAUCAUCCUUGACAACGCUCUCAAGACGCAUAAGAAGAAUCGGGGAUAUGGCUGGUGGAGGAAAUAUCACAAAUGGAAGGACAGUGCCACCAAUGAAGAGUUUUACAAGCUACCUUUCAACCUCAACAAGUACUUCCCUCCCCCUCAGCAUUAGUGUCACUCCUCUUAAUUGUUUUACAUAAACAUAAUUAUCCAGAAUACAUUUUUUAUUUAUUAUAAAAAUGAAUUAUAGCUGUU
Molecule: messenger RNA, 1924 nt
Organism: Selaginella moellendorffii
Lineage: Eukaryota; Viridiplantae; Streptophyta; Lycopodiopsida; Selaginellales; Selaginellaceae
Product: nucleobase-ascorbate transporter 1
Exons: 14
Coding region: 267-1841 (524 amino acids)
Biological process (GO): transmembrane transport
Cellular component (GO): membrane
Molecular function (GO): transmembrane transporter activity
Source: RefSeq, a predicted model, not a curated record